This is a messenger RNA of Pocillopora damicornis (cauliflower coral), 1937 nucleotides long. RefSeq names its product very long chain fatty acid elongase 5. Gene Ontology annotation, cellular component: endoplasmic reticulum membrane. The record is from RefSeq and is a predicted model, not a curated record. Gene Ontology annotation, molecular function: fatty acid elongase activity. Lineage: Eukaryota; Metazoa; Cnidaria; Anthozoa; Scleractinia; Pocilloporidae. Gene Ontology annotation, biological process: fatty acid elongation, saturated fatty acid; sphingolipid biosynthetic process; fatty acid elongation, monounsaturated fatty acid.
GUGGAUCAUACCACCCAUCUCAGAUCACCUCAUUUAGCGUGAAUCUCUUCGAUCUUUCCUGCUGUACCUAUCAGCUGUUUUAGCACGGGAUAGGUUCGGACCAUGGGUAUGACAUUAGCAGAAUUCGCGCUUUACUUCUUAAACGGUGUUGUGAAACUGAAGUCUCUACCCGUGGUUAUUGUAUACCUGUCUUUUGUGGCUUUCUCGCCGCUUUGGACUCGAUAUGUUCGCCCUUUUGGUCUCCGUAAGGUUCUGGUGGUUUAUAAUUUUGCAUGUAGUAUAUUCAGCCUUUAUUCAGUCGUCAUCAUCCUUGCAGCCCUGGCAAGGAAUUGGCCACGUUCUUUGUUUUCAUGUGAGGAAGAUUCCCUCGUAAAGCACGCUUUUUGGGUGUACUACAUGACCAAGUACAUCGAGCUCAUGGACACAGUCUUCAUGAUUCUUAGACACAGGCUGCGUCAAGUUUCUUUACUUCAUAUUUACCACCACUCUUCCAUUUUGAUGCUGAGUGAAUACGCUUCCAUUUACGGCAAUUGGCCGGCCAUCUCUGUACCAUUGGGAUUGAACGCCAUCAUUCACGUGUUUCUGUAUUUCUACUACGGCCAAUCUGCACUCAAUCCUGGUCAAAGGCCCGCUUGGAAGAAGAACCUGACCCAACUUCAACUGAUUCAGUUCAUGAUUGGACUGUGUCACAUGAUCGUGGGAUAUCUACAACACGGCUGGUGCUGGUACGGAAUUGCCUAUGAGCUGACCAUGAUAUGGCUGUUUUCUAAUUUUUAUUACCAAGCGUAUCUCAAAGAAAGGGCCGUUGCCAAGAAACUAGAAUGAAGCACACAUGUUUUAGGUUCAAUUUUAAGUAACGUUUUAUCUCGAGUGUUUAUUGGCCUGCGUAACGAGCGUUCAGAUGUUGGGGCGUAACUCUUCAUUUGAGCGCAGCGACAGGGUCGGCAUCUCUUACUUGAAAGUUUCAGUAACUUAACGAGCCUGAAGCCAUCUUCUUGAUUUAAAAUUGUGGUAAUUAUGUCUUCUGUUCAUAUGGGUGUGGCUCCUCGCGCGGGGGAGCCGUUGCGAAAUACGCGUGCCCGCCUUUUCGAGAGUUCGUCACGCAGGUUUGGCUUUUGUUGAGCUAAAUGCCUUGCGUUUUAAAUUGUGUCAAAAUAGAUUGAAACUAAUUCUUUGCUAAGAUAAUCAAUAAUAAUUAUUUUCAUGGUCAGUUGAAAAUUAUUCGUAUUUUUGUAAAAGUAAUUUUAAUUGUUUAUUUGUACGACGGGGUAGAGAGUACUCAGCCACUAAUUUAAGAUAGAUUGAAAUAAAUCUUACUGUAACUUGUAGCAAAGUGACUGGGUUAACAUUUUGGGUACAUCUUAAGCCUGCGAGCAAGCUCUCUGAAGAACAGCCCUAUGAGCAGCGUAGCUGCCAUGAAUAAGAGCUAAGAGGAGACAGCGGUCAAACGUCUGCGCAUGUGCUAACGUUGUAGUGUCUAAGUAACGUGCUUUUAAUAACCACACAAGCCAGAAGUCAUUGUGGUUCAUAAAAGUAUACCGUCUUUACUAAAACAUAGUAGAGACUGAUAAAUGAACAGGAUACCCGUACUCGGUAAAGUUUUUGUGUUCGAAAAGUCUGGAGUUUUUCUCUUUGAACUUUUAUUUCAUUUGACAUAUUUCUUUUCUGUUACACAUAUCAAUUUUCUUUGAUCACUCUGUGAGAACAAUUGUUUCUUAAAUUCUCAGUUGGAAUUUUGGAUGGGAAAUUGAAGCGCGAACAGCUGAAAUUGGUCCUCUUGCGCAUGCCUUACUUUUGACCGCUGUGUUUCUCGUAGGCUAGUUCAUCUUGUGCAUUCGCACUUUCAAUCUCUUAAUUUUAAACUACACAAAAUAUAGCAGUUUACUCUUGUUCACCUUCGAUUAGGUUAAAAAAUAAAAUCAAUGCACACGAGUGUG